Zymoseptoria tritici IPO323 is the source of this 1308-nucleotide messenger RNA. RefSeq lists its product as uncharacterized. Bases 1 to 1308 code for a protein of 435 amino acids. NCBI's taxonomy places the organism in Eukaryota, Fungi, Ascomycota, Dothideomycetes, Mycosphaerellales, Mycosphaerellaceae. The transcript is spliced from 2 exons. Gene Ontology annotation, biological process: alkanesulfonate catabolic process. Gene Ontology annotation, molecular function: alkanesulfonate monooxygenase activity. The record is from RefSeq and is a predicted model, not a curated record.
AUGCGUACUGGUAAGAUCGGCGGCAAGCGCAUUGUCGUCGCCAUCGACCACGAGAACAAGUCCGAAGCUCCCUCGCCCUCGAACGGUAUCCUGCCAAACGGUAUCGGCGCCGCGACCGACGUUGCAAGCUCAGACCUCAGCUACGCCGACUCCGUCAACUCGGACCCCGAUCGCAUCCGCUUCGCUUACUGGGUGCCCAACGUUUCUGGCGGACUGGUCAUCAGCAAAAUCAAGCAGAACACGCACUGGGAUUUGAAGUCGAACAUCAAGUAUGCAAAGACUGCGGAAAGAGUUGGCUUUGAGUAUGCGUUGUCGCAGAUUCGAUUCAUGGCUGGGUACGGUGCGGACAACCAGCAUGAACCUGUGACUUUCUCGCAGGCGUUGUUGAUGCACACCGAGAGACUGAAGUUGAUUGUGGCAUUGUUGCCCGGACCAUGGAAUCCUGCUGUUGCGGCUAAGCAGGUGGCCAGUAUUGAUAACUACACCGACGGGCGUGUCUGUGUGAACGUCGUUUCCGGUUGGUUCAAGCUCGAGUUCACCUCCAUCGGCCAAUGGUGGCUCGACCACGCCGAACGCUACCGACGCUCCAAAGAAUUCAUCCAAUGUCUCAAGGGCAUCUGGACGGAAGACAAAUUCUCCUUCAAGGGCGACUUCUACCAAUUCCACGACUAUCCCCUCAACCCCAAACCGCUCAACCUCCCCGGCCGCCCUUACCCGGAAAUCUUCCAGGGCGGCAACUCGGACGACGCCAAAGAAAACGCCGGCUCCGUCUCCGACUACUACUUCAUGAACGGCAACACGCUCGAGGGCUUCCAAGCGCAAAUCGGCGACGUCAAAGAGCGCGCGAAAAAACACAAUCGCGAGGGACAAGUCGGCUUCGCGCUCAACGCUUUCGUCAUCUGUCGCGACACGGAGGAGGAAGCCAUCCGCGUGUUGCAGGAGAUUCAAGGCAAAGCGGACGCGGAGGCGGUGGAGGGGUUCCGACAACAAGCCCAAAACGCGGGAUCUUCGACGGGGAAUAAGAGUGGGAUGUGGGCGAAUAGCAAGUUUGAGGAUCUGGUGCAGUACAAUGAUGGAUUCAAGACGAAGCUGAUUGGGACGAAGGAGCAGAUUGCGGAGAGGAUUGUGCUGUUGAAGAGUCUGGGCGUGAGCAUUUUGUUGACGGCUUUCUUGCAUUAUGAGAGUGAGAUUGAGCACUUUGGAAAAGAGGUGCUGCCGCUUGUGAGGGAGUUGGAGAAGCAGGGAAGGGGCAAGGAUGAGGCGGAUGAGGUUAGGAGGACGGGAGACGUGUACAAGGCGAAGAAGUAG